Messenger RNA from Aureococcus anophagefferens, 531 nucleotides. RefSeq lists its product as hypothetical. Gene Ontology annotation, molecular function: ATP binding; microtubule binding; microtubule motor activity. NCBI's taxonomy places the organism in Eukaryota, Pelagophyceae, Pelagomonadales, Pelagomonadaceae. The annotation marks the transcript as partial. The record is from RefSeq and is a predicted model, not a curated record. The transcript is spliced from 3 exons. Gene Ontology annotation, biological process: microtubule-based movement. Gene Ontology annotation, cellular component: microtubule; kinesin complex.
UUCGAGUUCGACGACGUCUGGGACGCGAAGACGACCCAGGACGAGGUCUUCGAGUCCAUCGAAAAUCUCGCGGACGCGGUCCUCCGGGGCUGCUCCGCGUCGGUCUUCGCCUACGGCGCCACGGGCGGCGGCAAGACCUACACGGUCGUCGGCGAUCUGGACGGCGAGACGCCGAAGCUCGGCAUCGCCUUCCAGUCCGUGGAGACGAAGCUCAGCGUGCGCCUCAAGCCCGACGGCGGCGGCGCCCACGCGCCGGACGUGUCCAAGGUCGGCAUCGGCGACAUGGCCCACUUCUUGCGCGUCUUCGACGCGGGCAACCGGCGCCGCGCGACGUCGUCGACGUUGCUGAACGCGACGUCCUCGCGGUCCCACGUCGUCGUCAUCGUCGAGGCCGCGGGCGGCGGGCGGCUGUGGUUGGUGGACCUCGCGGGGUCCGAGCGCGUCGCGAAGAGCGGCGCGUCCGGCGAGGUGCUCAAGGAGGCCGCGUGCAUCAACCGGUCGCUGAGCGCUUUGGGCGACGUCUUCGAGGCC